AUUCAAAAUGAUUUAAUAGCAGAAUCAAACAUUCAAAUACCCGUCAAUAAACUAUUUGAAUCCAAAUUCUUCAUUUAGAAAAUAUGUAAAAGAUGAAAAUUUCACUUAAUGUAUAAUUGAAUGCAAAGUGGAAGAUAAUCAACGGUCAUCUAUUUCAACAGAAGGAUCAUAUGACUAUUCAUAAUCUUUAAAAAUAAAUAAAAAGGUUAAAAUAACAAAAAACAAGGAUAAAUAAUUACCAUAAAAAUCAGAAACCAAGAACAUACCCAAAAAUUUUGGAGUAUUGUUAAAAAAAUAUUUAUGUACUCUCAUUAAACUUAUUUUAUUAGGUAGUAAAAAUGUAGAUAAUUAGGCAAUUAAAGCAUUCUUAAAGAAUGGGGAACACAAAAAGAAUUUCUCUAGACAAGACUUUACUAGACUAUUUAAUGAUCCACUUGCUGCAGACUUAUCAAGAGAGUAUUUCUCAGGAUUUUAAAUUAUACAUGAUCUUAUGAUAAGUGAAAAAAUAUAGGAUGUUAAAAAUCAUCUCAAAUAUAUAAGUAAAUUUUAUAAUUCCACUUAUAAUAAAUAAGAGCUUGAUGAACUUAAGUUAUCAUGA
Paramecium sonneborni is the source of this 598-nucleotide messenger RNA. The record is from the annotation of a GenBank genome assembly. NCBI's taxonomy places the organism in Eukaryota, Ciliophora, Oligohymenophorea, Peniculida, Parameciidae.